GAGAGCUCAUAGUGGGGCAGGCAGAGUGAGAAAGACCCAGCAGCAGGCUGAGCUUUUAAAACACCAGAGGAGACUAUAAAAACUGCUCCAUGCCCCGCUGCUGGAGCGGACCUCAGAGAGGAGGAGAAGGGAGGACAGCAGUCUUCUCACAGUUCAUCCUGUGUUUAGUUUAGUUUUUUCUCACAGGAGUGAAAUCACUCUGCUCUGCGAAGACAGUUUAGUUAUUUCCACUCAGUGAUUAGGAUGCGCGUCUUCUGCGGCUCUGCUUCAGUUUGACGCAUCUGAGGCGCACUGAGCGGACCAAGAGUUGGACUCCUUAUUAGAAACUGUUCCGCUCAGUAGUUUAAAUUCUCCACUUUAAAAAUGGGAUCGCACAGGUUAGAAGCGCUAAUCAGGAAAAGUUUGCAGUGGACGGUGCUGAUCCUCUGGCUGUCCACGUUUGUUAACGGGACCUGGAAGACUGGACUUUACAAAGGAUAUUCAGCUGGAGCGCAGAAAGCAGCCGCUCACACCUCAAUCUAUCAGAAAAGGAACUGGUGUCCUCACACAGUAACUAAGACGGUGACCUGCCAGGUACAGAAUGGGACAAUCCUCCAGCGGGUCUACCAGACCUGCCGCUGGCCACAGGGAUGCUCAGGAGGCAGCUAUAAGACAGUUGUGAGACCAUCGUACAAAGUGGUGUACCGCACUGUGACCUCGCUUGAGUGGAAAUGCUGUCCAGGAUUUAGUGGCACUGCAUGUGCAGAAGAUCCAGGGAACCAGGCCUUAGCUCAAGAGGCUGUCAGGAGAGCAUCCACAUCAAGGCGUCCGCCAGCGCGCACAGGAGAAUCUAUCUUAAGUUGUCUCAACUGCAGUAGAAUCACAGCUUUAAGCGAAAAACUCAACUCACUGGAGGCAAAGGUUCAAUUGCUCACAGUACCAGAGAGCAUAUCACAUCGCCAUCUUCAAAGUAAAGGGGGAACUGCUCCAGAGACCUCGCUGCUGAUGGGAGCAGUCUCAGCUCAAGGAGCCCCUGGUGAGCGGGGACCUGCAGGUCCUCAGGGUGAAAAGGGCAGAGAUGGACUUCCUGGCAGAGAUGGAAAGCCAGGAACUCGAGGGCUGCCAGGUCCCAAUGGGGCUCCAGGAGAGGUUGGAGCAAGGGGUCCCCCAGGAGCUCCUGGAUUGAAGGGACCUCCAGGACCAGCAGGGCCCCGCGGUCCACCCGGACUCCCAGGAGAGAGAGGGCUGCCAGGGCCACCUGGGCCUCCAGGCCCACCAUCCCCAGUUAGCGCCCGCAUCCCAGAACCAGACCACAAUCAUGGAAAAGAUCCCUUCUUCACCAACACUUUCCAUGACUCAAGAGGUUUGCCUGUUCCAGGACCUGAGGGUCCUCCCGGGCCUGUCGGUCCCCCAGGUCCCAGAGGCCCAGGAGGCCCUCCUGGCCCAUCAGGAAAGAAUGGGAGCCCUGGAACACCUGGGGCACCAGGCCCAGUCGGACCAAAAGGAGAUCGAGGGGAAAGAGGUCCUUCCGGUUAUCCAGGAGAAAGAGGCUUCAGAGGAGAGCCGGGAGCGCCAGGGCCAAAAGGAGAGCCAGGGGAGAAGGGCUUGCCGGACAUUAGCUUGCAGAUGUUCCAAGACUUGCAGGCAGACCUUGAGCUUCUAGCUCGCAGGGUGACACUGUUGGAGGCUAUCAUCUGGCCAGAACCUGAUCUAGGGUCUGGGGACGAACCGUUCGGCACAUCUUCUCCUAGUUUCUACAGAGAUAAGCGAGCAGGUGCACAUCCACAUCGACUUGCUUCUCCUCUGUUUCCUGACACCAACGCCCGAGGGAAGUAGCUCCCCUAUCCUUCACACCAACCCUGAGGAUCACAGACUGGGCCUUCCCCUCCAACAGGUCUAUCACCAGUAUUCAGCUCAUACAGACCUUAUCCAGUGGCCAGUCUGGGCUUUUAUCACAUGGAUAAAAACGGAGGACACCUCAGGGAAACUCAACUGAAGCUUCAUGACACCCUGCUACAUCAGCAACCUGAGAACUGAUUUGAUUUCCCUCUCAUACUGAAUCUUGUGUGUUUCAUUCUUUUUUUUAGCUACAGUAUAGAGCUAAAGACAAUGCGUCGGUAACAAUGCUUAAUCAGUUACAUCUUCAUUCUAGGUCAUCAUGGUAGGGAGACAAACUGUUCCAGACAACAGGGGUCAAUUUGAAGAAAUGAAAAGCGGAAAUAAUUCUUCUGCUUUCAUAAUAUGUUUGCAAACUGAAGGGGGUUAAUUAUUUAAGAACUAUGACUUGUACAGUCUUCAUUACAGAAUUAUAAACCUCCCUUCUCCUCUAGUAGUCGUUUUCUAAACUUUCAUCUUAUUGUUUAACUCAGUGUUAUGUAGUGCACUAAACAGAUGAAGUCAUCUCUAUUCAAUGUGUUUUUAAUUAGUGAUUUGUAGUUUCUUGCUUUUUUUUUUGUCCCCUGAAAUGUUUCGUGACUGAUUUGACAUAAAAUCUGCACAAACAUUGGCGUCUGUGUUACAUGGUGCUGCAGUCUGAAACUAAACGUGCUGAAAUGAAAACACGUUUUGCAGAUCCAGUUAUUCAAACUUGAACACUGUUGUGUUGUAUAACUGCUAAAACUGCUCUGAUGAAAAAAAAAAUUAAAUACAUUUUUUUUUUCA
This is a messenger RNA of Cyprinodon tularosa, 2640 nucleotides long. RefSeq names its product EMI domain containing 1 (gene emid1). The transcript is spliced from 16 exons. NCBI's taxonomy places the organism in Eukaryota, Metazoa, Chordata, Actinopteri, Cyprinodontiformes, Cyprinodontidae. The record is from RefSeq and is a predicted model, not a curated record. Bases 364 to 1815 code for a protein of 483 amino acids. Gene Ontology annotation, molecular function: protein binding.